AUGAAAGUAUGUAGGCGAGGAAGGCUAGGAAAUGCUCGCAAUGUCGUGCAAACAAUGGGCCCUUGUUUUCUGGUUCUGAUGCUGCUUUGGAGUGCAAAAUCUUCUUGUGGGACUUCCAGGCAGCCAGAAAACAGUUUUGUGGUGCUCCAGCACGGGCUUUCACCGAGAUUGUCGCCACAUCAUGUUUUUCUCGGUGCAUCUCAACAAACACGAAAUUCACCCGCUUUCGUCUCCAAAGUGGUGCCAACUCCAACAAUUUCAGCAUUGGCAGUUUCGGCAAGUGCGCUUUUGUGUUCUGUAUUGUGUGGGCGAACUCCGUUGAAAAAACGUUUGGAGGUCGUGCGUUGCCAUGCUGGCUUCCAGGGUUCUGGAUUGACAGGAAAGUGGGGUUGUUACAAGACGGAAGGCGAUAUUGAUGGUUAUUGGAAAGCUACUGGUCUACCCUGGUUGGCCCGGAAAGGGCUCCAACUCAUGGACUGGGGUGCUGGGAAAAAUCAAAACAUUCGCGAAUUUCUUCAAGAUGGGAAUAGCAUCAAAAUGGAAUAUUCUUUCGAUGGACCUGGUCUUGGAGGUCUUGGCUUCACGGAGACCUACACGGUUGGCGAUGGCAUCCAACAAAUCACCCGAAUGGGCGGUGCCAAGAUUUUGGUUGACCCGGCUUGGGAAUCAGAGUCUGUUCUGCGUAUUCAGAACAUGAACCCAGCAAAGCAAACCAAAGGUUGGGCGAAGACAUUGAUUUCAGGUGGCCAAGACGAAGAGACUGAAAGGCAGAUGGUGGAUGGCGAGAGUAAAGAAAACGAUCUCGAUCCGGCUGAUUCAGACGCCCUCAGGAAGGUCAAGGAUGUCAAGGAUGUCAAGGCUUCAACGAUUUCGACUCAAAGUUCCCAGAGCCGUUUGUUCGCCUCCAGCAUCGCAAUUGUAUCCUUUGCAGGGAUCCGAAGAAAGAGAUUUCGAGUUUCCAAAGAAGCAACUUCGGAGGUUCUAGAAACAGCCAAGGAGGAAAACAACAAUGAAUAUGCGUACAAAAUGGUGAAGAUUGCUGCCAUUGUCACGGUCUUGCCUUUUCUUUUCUGCAUUGGAAACUUUUUCUAUGAUCCAGCCUUGAGUGACUUUAGUGUUGAAUAUGGCCCACAUCUGGCACACCCGGCCUUGCGAACCACUUCUGUGGUUCAAGCCAUUUUGGUAUUCUCAGCGGUGCUUUGGCGAGAAAAGUACCGCAGUGAUCCAAUUGACCGACUUUUUGCUUGGCUUUUUGUGCCCGAAGCUGCUACGCACAUUCUUCUUCACUGGUUUAGCCACUACCAUGCAUUUGCAAAUUUUGCUUUUGCAUAUGCGUUCAGUGCGGGCAUUGCUUUGCCUGGUUUCCUGUCGCUCCUGUGCUACGUGCCGAAGGAGAAAAAACUUCCAUGGUUGUAUCUUGCCUUGUACAUGAUUACUCAGAUACCCAUUGUUGCAGGCCUCACCAACAUGGUUGGACCAGCCAAGAUGCGUUUGAAUUUUGCAAAUAUCAACACUGCUUGGAUCACUACGCCUUUCUUUUAUGGAAUUCUAAAGCGCUGGAAGGAUGUUCCAAAAGCUCCGGUGGUGCUGGCUACGUUGACAAUCUCUUACCAGGUGGCCAUGGGAAUCAUGGGCCCUAUUACUGGAGCUUCAAACUUAAAGCUUUAUGAUCCCUCGUGCAUCUUUCAGCAUGGAGUGGUUGACAUUGGCUUUGGAAUCGCUUACGCAGUAUCCAUUGUCUGCGGUGUCUUUAGACCCAAAGUCCCGUGUCUGAGGUACACUGGCGGCAUUGAGAUGCUGCAGGGUGCAGCUGUCAGAGCUAAUUUGGUCCCGAGUAUGCCAGCAGAAACUGACAAGGCCACAGCUAAAGAGCUGCAAAGAAUAAGGCGUUUGCCAGAGAAUCGGGUAUGCCCAAACUGCUUGAAAGAGGAAAGUGUGGGCUUUGGUGCAGUUUGUACGACAUUCAAAACGUUCGUUUGCCAUGACUGCAAAUCAGCCCAUCAAGGCUUCUCUCACCGCUGCAAGAGUGUUCAGAUGAGCAUCUGGACAAUGGACGAGGUGAAGGCGCUUGAUGAGUGCAAUGGUGGUGGCAACGCCUCAGCUGUACGCUGCUUUCUUUCUCGGCUGCCAGAGAAGGAGCGAGUAAAGCAGGGCAGUUCUCCUGACGCCUACAAGCGUUUUAUAGAGCGAGCUUACAUCAAGCUACGAUGGGCGGAGGACAAAUUGCCGGAGAGAGUGGAGGAGCAGGCGCUGAAAUUGGAGAGCGAAGAUUUUACCCUGCCAUCGUCAAAGAAAGGCAAGAAACGAAAGUCCAGGAAAAGCCACCAUGCUGCAGAAGGAAACUUGGAUUCUCCUCAUGUAAAGCCGGAUAUUGCGCAGGAGGUGUGUUGGCACCCGGAUGCGGAAGUUUUCCAGACCCAGGCUGCUGUUGGCAAUGGCUGGAUGUCCCAUGAUGCCUAUAGCUACACAUAUCCUGAACAGGAGAACUAUUGGGCUCCACAUGCAGGGCCUCACAUGUCCUAUCCAAGUGACCCUCCAUAUCAAGGUAGUUCGCAUGAAGAAAUAGGGCCUUACUCGUAUUCCGGUGGUCCUUCACUUCCAAGCGGAGGUGCUGCAAGUUGGCAAAAUGCGCCAGGAAGUCCUCAUGCGUCAUCACACAAUGAAAAGUGGCAGACUGGUGCACCUUCAGUGUCCACAGCGUCGCCUCCAUUUUCAGCUGCUGCGUCCUGGUCUACUUGGUCAAGCCCAACUGUAAAGGCAGCAUCUCUUCCUUUGGACCCGACGAAUCCUUGGGCAGAAGAUGUCCUGCAACUUUGCGAAAAGCAUGGCCAAAAUAUUGCAGGCCGCUUCGAUUUGAGUCCAGCCAUGGCAAGCACCUAA
Messenger RNA from Cladocopium goreaui, 2880 nucleotides. The record is from the annotation of a GenBank genome assembly. NCBI's taxonomy places the organism in Eukaryota, Dinophyceae, Suessiales, Symbiodiniaceae.